CGAACAUUACUCUAUGAUUCCGAAUCACGAUUUAAGAUAUAUACCUUAAACCGUAUUCCGAAUUUAUGUAGGUACAUUAAAUUAUCAGAGUUAUUGAACGAUUUAUUUUACAUAAAAAAACAAAUUGUAUUUUAUAGUGUUUAUACUAUUAAUUGAGUGUUGAGUUUAACACUGUUCGAGUACUGUGUAAGGUUCGAAUGUUGUGUUAAACUAGAUCAUUCAAUAUUUUACGCUACACUAUUUUUAAUUCGAUUAUAUUUUGCAUUACUUGCUGUAAUGACCAUUAAUGAAGAUUUAUUAAAAUCUAAAUUAACAGUUGCACUUGACGCAUCAUAUGUGUCUGUCAAUGAUGAUUCCGAUGGAUGUGGUGCUAAAUUUAGCGUAGUUGUGGUAUCUGAUAAAUUUAAUGGUAAAACAUUAUUACAACGUCAUCGAAUGGUAAAUGAAGUGCUAGCUGAAGAAUUAAAAGAAAUACACGCGUUCUCACAGAAAACAUUGACAACAGAACAAUGGAAUAAUUUAAAUAAAGUUUAAUUGCUUUAUAAAUUAUAGAUCAAGACCUAGUAUUACAUUUUGUCAAGACUUAACAUUUUAACAUUAUUCGUAUUCUAUAAAAAUGAGUUCUAAUAUACAGUUUGAAGUAACAGCGCCUGGAAAAAUAAUCCUUUUUGGUGAACAUAGUGUUGUAUACGGGAAACCAGCGAUCGCAUGUGCUAUUGAUCAACAUACUACUUUAACAUUUACUGAAAGUUAUUGUAAUAACCAAGAUUUGAAUACUAUACCAUGUCGCAUUAUUUUGCCACUCAUAAAUUAUUCAGGAAUGUUGACAAUUCAUUUGGAUGCAAAACCAACAUUUUCGCCUACCACAUAUUUUCAAGAAACCUUGAACAAAUUAAACAAAAAUGAACCUUUUCUCAAUGAAUUAGAUACAUUAUCUGGUAAUGAAAAAAAAACACUUACUGUUUUACAUUUUAUUUUUGGAGGAAUUUUGUCAUGCUAUAUGAAACAAUUGAAAAAUGUUUCAUUCACUAUUGGAAUCACAUCUGUAUUGAAGUUGGGAGCUGGAACUGGAAGUUCUGCAUCUUAUUGUGUUUCUUUAGUAGCAGCUUGUUUGGCCUACGUAAAGUUUAAAAUCAAUUCUAAUGUAGAAAUACAAUUUGAUCCGUUAUUGGACGAUUUCCAUUCACAGAGUGGUGACAAUCUGCUAAUUAUCGAGGCAUUUACUGACAACAUAUCAUUCAGUGACGGGGAAAAAUGUUUGAUAAAUAGAUGGGCUUUAUUAGCAGAAAAUUUUAUACAUACUAAAGCUUCAGGAUUAGAUAAUACUAUUUGUACAUAUGGGACAAUGGUUCAGUACACAAAACUUAACAGCCAUAAAUUAUUGGAAGCUCCUGAAUUAAAAAUUCUUUUGAUAUAUUCAGGUAUUGAAAGAUCUACUGGAAAUGUGGUGCAGAGUGUACGCACAAAAUACAAUGAUGACACUUAUCAACCAAUUCUCGAUGCCAUUUUUAAUUCUAUAGGACAAAUUGUAAAUUCAGCAGUCAAUGCAAUUGAUCAAAUGGCUCAAAACCCACUACAAGAACUCCAACAAAUUAGUGUAUUGCAAACUCUCAUGGAUAUGAACCAAGGUUUGCUGAUGUCAUUAGGUGUAUCGCAUGAAACAUUAGAUGCUAUUGUGGCAAUAUUAAAAAAGUUUGACCUCCAUGCAAAGUUAACUGGUGCUGGAAUGGGAGGAUAUGCUAUAUGUCUUGUUCCUCCAAAUAUUCAUAAAUCUAAAAUACAAACAUGUAUGCAAGAAUUAAAAAUUUAUGGUUUUGAAUCUAAUAUUUGUACAAUUGGUUGUCCUGGAGUUAGAAUACAAACUAAAUAGAUUAAGAAAAAUUGUCUUUAAUUAUAUACAGUAUACACUAUAUUAUUGUAUUUAGUCUAUAAACAAUUUAUAAUGUUCUAGUUAAAAUUUAAUAAUAUAUUUAAAAAAAAAAAAAUUAUACAAUGCAAAAUAUUAUAUGAAACCGUAUAUUUGAAAAUAUUUUUUAAAAAAGUAGUGUAUUGUAGUAUAGUUGAUAGCAUUAAACCCAAUAAGUUCAAUAA
Acyrthosiphon pisum (pea aphid) is the source of this 2091-nucleotide messenger RNA. It is a transcript of the gene Mvk, whose product is annotated as Mevalonate kinase. The transcript has 6 exons. The coding region runs from base 617 to 1870 and encodes 417 amino acids. Gene Ontology annotation, molecular function: ATP binding; mevalonate kinase activity. NCBI's taxonomy places the organism in Eukaryota, Metazoa, Arthropoda, Insecta, Hemiptera, Aphididae. The record is from RefSeq and is a predicted model, not a curated record. Gene Ontology annotation, biological process: isopentenyl diphosphate biosynthetic process, mevalonate pathway; isoprenoid biosynthetic process. Gene Ontology annotation, cellular component: cytosol; cytoplasm.